Messenger RNA from Chrysochloris asiatica (Cape golden mole), 2516 nucleotides. RefSeq names its product K(lysine) acetyltransferase 7 (gene KAT7). The record is from RefSeq and is a predicted model, not a curated record. Gene Ontology annotation, biological process: regulation of DNA-templated transcription. The transcript is spliced from 15 exons. Gene Ontology annotation, molecular function: histone acetyltransferase activity; zinc ion binding. NCBI's taxonomy places the organism in Eukaryota, Metazoa, Chordata, Mammalia, Afrosoricida, Chrysochloridae. Gene Ontology annotation, cellular component: nucleus. The coding region runs from base 147 to 1982 and encodes 611 amino acids.
CUCUAGACGCUGUGAGGCAGGAGGCACUUUAGAUCGUCCGCAGAAUUGGGACUGCUACAGAGGCCGCCACGGAGCCCGCCGGAGCCACCGUUCCUACUGCUGCUGCCGCUGCCCGAAUCGGAACCAUCGGGCCGCAGCCGCCGGCAAUGCCACGACGGAAGAGGAAUGCAGGCAGUAGUUCAGAUGGAACGGAAGAUUCCGAUUUUUCUACAGAUCUCGAGCACACAGACAGUUCAGAGAGCGAUGGCACUUCCCGGCGGUCUGCUAGAGUCACCCGCUCCUCAGCCAGGCUGAGCCAGAGUUCUCAAGAUUCCAGUCCGGUUCGAAAUUUGCAGUCUUUUGGCAAUGAGGAGCCUGCCUAUUCUACCAGGAGAGUGACCCGUAGUCAGCAGCAGCCUACCCCAGUGACUCCAAAAAAAUACCCCCUUCGGCAGACUCGUUCGUCUGGCUCAGAAACUGAGCAAGUGGUUGAUUUUUCCGAUAGAGAAACUAAAAAUACAGCAGAUCAUGAUGAAUCUCCACCUCGAACUCCAACUGGAAAUGCACCUUCUUCUGAGUCUGACAUAGACAUCUCCAGCCCCAAUGUGUCUCAUGAUGAGAGCAUUGCCAAGGACAUAUCUCUGAAGGACUCAGGCAGCGAUCUCUCUCAUCGCCCCAAGCGCCGGCGUUUCCAUGAAAGCUACAAUUUCAAUAUGAAGUGUCCUACACCUGGCUGUAACUCUCUAGGACACCUUACAGGAAAGCAUGAGAGACAUUUCUCCAUCUCAGGAUGCCCGCUCUAUCAUAACCUCUCAGCUGAUGAAUGCAAGGUGAGAGCACAGAGCCGGGAUAAGCAGAUAGAAGAAAGGAUGCUGUCCCACAGGCAAGAUGACAACAACAGGCAUGCAACCAGGCACCAGGCACCAACAGAGAGGCAGCUACGAUAUAAGGAAAAGGUGGCCGAACUCAGGAAGAAAAGAAAUUCUGGGCUGAGCAAAGAACAGAAAGAGAAAUAUAUGGAACACAGACAGACCUAUGGGAACACUCGGGAGCCUCUCUUGGAAAACCUGACUAGCGAGUAUGACUUGGAUCUCUUCCGGAGAGCACAAGCCCGGGCUUCAGAGGAUUUGGAAAAGUUACGGCUUCAAGGCCAAAUCACAGAGGGAAGCAACAUGAUUAAAACAAUUGCUUUUGGCCGCUAUGAACUUGACACUUGGUACCAUUCUCCCUAUCCCGAAGAAUAUGCACGACUGGGACGCCUCUACAUGUGUGAAUUCUGUUUAAAAUAUAUGAAGAGCCAAACAAUUCUCCGCCGACAUAUGGCUAAGUGUGUGUGGAAACACCCACCUGGUGAUGAGAUAUAUCGCAAAGGCUCAAUUUCUGUGUUUGAAGUGGAUGGCAAGAAAAACAAGAUCUACUGCCAAAACCUGUGCCUAUUGGCCAAGCUUUUUCUGGACCACAAGACGUUAUAUUAUGAUGUGGAGCCUUUCCUGUUCUAUGUUAUGACAGAAGCUGACAACACUGGCUGUCACCUGAUUGGAUAUUUUUCCAAGGAAAAGAAUUCAUUCCUCAACUAUAAUGUGUCCUGUAUCCUUACCAUGCCUCAGUACAUGAGGCAGGGCUAUGGCAAGAUGCUCAUUGAUUUCAGUUAUUUGCUUUCCAAAGUGGAAGAAAAAGUUGGUUCCCCAGAGCGCCCCCUCUCAGACCUGGGGCUUAUAAGCUACCGCAGUUACUGGAAAGAAGUGCUUCUCCGUUACUUGCAUAAUUUUCAAGGCAAAGAGAUUUCCAUCAAAGAAAUUAGCCAGGAGACAGCUGUGAAUCCUGUGGACAUUGUCAGUACUCUGCAAGCCCUCCAGAUGCUCAAGUAUUGGAAAGGAAAACACCUCGUUUUAAAGAGACAGGACCUGAUUGAUGAAUGGAUAGCCAAAGAGGCCAAAAGGUCCAACUCCAAUAAAACCAUGGAUCCAAGCUGUUUAAAAUGGACCCCUCCCAAGGGCACUUAAAGUGACCUGUUGUUCCGAGCCAGCGAACCCCAGCAGUAGGAAUCCGUACCCUAGGGAUCUGUCUGUCAUUUCUGUUGCUCUUGUGAUUGGCAAGGGCAGUAUCCUUUGGGAAGGCCACCCCCCUCAGGACUGUCCUGGCUCCGACCUUCGUGUACACUGCAGACGCUGGUUCUGAGGAACUGUUGUUUCGGCCUCAGUGAGGUUGCCUGGAUGGGAUCUGGAUUAGACUUGAGUGCAGAUCCCUCAUAGCACUGACCCAAGGAGUUCUGUCAUGGUACUGUACCUGUCCAGUCACUGGUUCUCCUCACGUCCUCUAGCCCCAUGGGGUUGUGUUGUGUCUUCUAAACUGUUUGUAAUUGUGCUUCUUGCCACUGGGUCACCAGACUUCCGAAUAUGGUUACCACUGCCUGGACCUUUCCAGUUAUUCCAUACAUGUGUGUUUUUUGGGGGCAAGGCCGAGGUAGCAUUUCUGAGUGUGUAUGUACUGGGAGAGGUCCUUUCACUUUGGAUUUCAUCUUGUUUUACUUCUUUAUU